This is a messenger RNA of Dioszegia hungarica, 498 nucleotides long. RefSeq lists its product as uncharacterized. The record is from RefSeq and is a predicted model, not a curated record. NCBI's taxonomy places the organism in Eukaryota, Fungi, Basidiomycota, Tremellomycetes, Tremellales, Bulleribasidiaceae. Bases 1 to 498 code for a protein of 165 amino acids. The transcript is spliced from 5 exons.
AUGUCACUAAACAUCCUCGCGUCGGGCUCUGAGCUUGAGCUACAGCCAGGCGAGAAUGUCCUCUCUUCGGGCAACACGGCCGAUCUCGAGCUGCGAAUACCAGCCACGAUGGCGGGCCCGAAGCGGACUGACUAUGCCAAGGGUCGGCUAUGGGCCACGAACCAGAGAGUGAUCUUUGUCGGGGAUCAGCCAUUGGCAUCAGGGAGCGGUUCCGCCCCAAUCGCUUCGCUUGUCAUACCUUAUCCGGUACUGGUCUCGAGCAAGUUCAAUCUUCCAUUACUCUCGGCAAACAACAUCACGCUCUCUUUUCUGCCUGAUCCACUUGUCACAGAAACAAAUCUGCCGAGUCCUGGGCGGGGUGCGAGCUUGGAAGCAAAGCUGGUCGUUGGAGAAGGAGCGGGUCAUGGGGUGUGGAAGGUGAUCGAGGGGGAGAGGGCAAGAUGGGAGGCGGAUAGAAGGAGGGGUGAGGAGGAAGCGCUACCGGUAUACGAGGCUUGA